AGCGGCGGAGUGCGGACGGACUACAUCUCCCGCCGUCACCCGCGCGGGGAGGUUUAUGGGGGGCUCCAUGGAGGCCCCCGCGGCGGCCACCUUCACGCUGGCCUACCUGGUGAUGGCCUUCUGCUUCAUCUUCCCUCCCUGCGAGUUCCACCUGGCCGGCCUGACGGUGCAGAACCUGCUGGGCAACUGGCUGGGAAGCGAGGACGUGGCUUUCGUCCACUACCACCUGCGGAGGGGCACCGGCACCCUCCUGGCCCACGCCGCCCUGCCCUUGGGCUACUACUUUGGAAUGUGCUUUGCGGCGCCCGAAAAACAGCUGAGCACCAUCUCCGAGGCGUCAGAGCUGUGGAAAACUUUCUUCGUGGGAGCCCUCCUCCUCCUGAUCCUCGCAGUCACCUUCGCCUUCCUCUGGUCUCGGGACGGCUGGUCCCGCCACCCGCUGGUCCAGAACCUCUCCUGCUACGCCCUGGCACCCCACGGCACCUGGCAGACCGUGGCCUCCUCCAUCGACACCGAAUUCCGGCGGAUCGAUAAGUUUGCCACGGGGCCGCCGGGGGGCCGCCUGAUUGUGACCGACAGCUGGGUUAUCAAAGUCACCACCUACUCCUUCCACGUGGCCCCACAAAGGGACAUCCAGAUGUCCGUCAUAGCCUCGAGGCAGCAGGAGAUCUUGCCGGAGGCUGGCAUGCCGGCUCAGUUCCUCACCAUCCGCGUGGCCAGCGUCAAUCCCCACGUCAAACCCUUCGACAUCCGGCUCAACUCGUCGGAAUACAGGGAGCUGCAGGACAAGCUCCGGGCCCCGAUCCGUAAUGCGGCCAACGUGGUCAUCCACCAGACCCUGAGUGACCUCUUUCUGGAGACCUUCAUCUCCCUGGUGGAGAAGAACCCGCCUUACCUGGUUCCCAGCGACCAGGAGCUGGACCUCUGCAUCGGCUGCAUGCAGUCCCCGGCCAACGUCAAACUGCUGAAGAACUGCGAUGAGCCGGACGAGGGCAUAUGCCAGCUCUGUUUCUGCUACCCCAUGUGGUGCCUGCUCUGCAUGGGCAAAUGGUUUGCCAGCCAACAGGACCAGCAGCACCCGGAGACCUGGCUCUCCAGCCACGUGCCUUGUCCCACCUGCCGGGCCAAAUUCUGCAUUUUGGACGUCUGCUUCUUGGAGUGAUGGGGAGGCGCGCAGAGAGACAAGAGGAAAUAUGCAACCGACCGCAGCGUUUGUGGUCUUAUAGCUCCCGGGAUUGUCUUUGCAGGAUAGAUUAUUUCCAUAAUCUCCCCCCUUUUUGAUGCCUUUUCAAACCCCGUUCCGUUCUUCUCUUUUUGAAUGCGGCGUUUUUAAGUCUCCGGUAUUUCACGAGCGCCGCCCCUUUAAAGUGGGUGGACUUCAACUCCCAGAAUCCCUGGAGUUGAAGUCCCUCCCUCUUAAAGGGGCCGAGCUUGAGAAACACUACUUUAGAAUGCCAAGUCAAAAACAAGGAAGGGAUUUUUUUUCUUUGCCUUCUAAAUCGGGACUGGAUUUGGUGAGUUGUUCCACACUCCGCCUUAGUCCGCAAUUCCCUUUUUUUUUUUUCAAACUUUGCAAUCCUGGAAACAGGAAUGACGGCGACGGAUUCGCUGCGACAAACUCUUUAACGUUCUCAUGCACUUCUCGGAUUCAGACCAAGUCUGCAAAUCCUCUCUUAGCGGCAUUAAAAGAUAGAUCUCUCUAUCUAUCUAUAUAUAUAUAUGUAGGAUGAUUAUCUAAAUUAUUGCAGUGUUUCCGGAGAGUUUUUCUCGGGAAAGGAAACGGAUUAACGGCCUGGGAACUGGUGGGAUUAAAAAUCACUUUUUUUUUUAGUGGUUUAUGAAGGCUGAACUUUGGGUGGGGAAAAAAAAAGGGAGAAUGAUAUACUUGAAAUUGUCUUUUUCUGACGGUUUCUUAACUCGGGUUCACCAAGUGUAUUAUUCAGUCGGUAUCCUUUGCAAAGGGCAAAUGGAAGUGAAAUUCCUUUAUUAGUACAACAAAUACGAGGCAACAAUUGUUUGUCAGAGAGAUGAAUUUAAGUUUGAGCUGAAGUUGAGUUUUUGAUUAGUUUCUAUUUGUCUUUGGGUUGAGAUAGGCGGGUCUAAAAAUCUCAGGAACUUGAAAAUAGGUGGACUUCACUCCCAGAAUCCCACAGCCAGCAUGCUUUAAGUCUGGGAGUUGUAGUCCACCCCUCUUCAAGUGCCAAGUUUGAGAAACAACAUGCUUAUUAUCUCAAGCGAAGAAACUCAUGAGAUUUUUAAAGUGCCCCUUAAGUGCCAGCUUCC
Molecule: messenger RNA, 2283 nt
Organism: Thamnophis sirtalis
Lineage: Eukaryota; Metazoa; Chordata; Lepidosauria; Squamata; Natricidae
Gene: TMEM129
Product: transmembrane protein 129, E3 ubiquitin ligase
Biological process (GO): protein ubiquitination
Cellular component (GO): membrane; endoplasmic reticulum
Molecular function (GO): ubiquitin protein ligase activity
Source: RefSeq, a predicted model, not a curated record